UAGACAUUAAAUAGUUUCAACAACGGAAGUGUAGGUGAUUAAGAUAUUUUAUACAUUGACACCUAUUUUUAAUAAAAUUUUAUAAUUACAGAGUUCUGAGCAGUUGUGUACAUAUAAUUGUAUCACAAGCUACUAGUUUAAGUGAAUACGUAAUUUCAGGUCAUCAUUUUAUACGGGAGAAUGUUCUAUUUAAAUCAUACUGUGUUAUUUUUUGUGGUUGUGGGUUAUGUUAGUGGUGCAAAAAUUUUGGGUGUAUUCCCUACACCGAUGAUUAGUCAUCAAUUAGUAUUUAGAUCAUUAAUGAUGGCUCUAGUUGAUCGAGGUCAUGAUGUGGUUGUAGUCACAACAGACCCCAUGUAUUCAAAUGGAGAAGGGCCUAGCAAUCUGCUAGAGAUUGACGUCCAUAAUAUAUCUUACUCAGUAUGGAGACAGCAUAUAGCCAAAAUAGGAACAGGAAAAAAUAAAGAUAUAUUAACGCAAGCAUUACCAGGAAAAGAAUUAUUCAACAAUUUGUAUCGGACCCAGAUGACAAGCACGCAAGUGCAGAAAAUGCUCAAAGAAAGAGAUGGUUUUGAUUUAAUUAUCGCCGAAUCAUUCAUCAAACUAAUAAUCGGAUUUAGUUUUAAGUAUGAUUGUCCUGUCAUUCUAAUAAGUUCUUUAGGUGCAACUUAUGGAUAUUACAAACAAUUUGGAGCUCCCAAUCACCCACUGAUUUACCCCAACAUAUUAAGGCAAAGACUCAACAAUCUAACGAUGACCGAAAAAAUUUCCGAAUUAAUCAUUGAUUAUAUAUUUGAAUGGUUUGAUAAGUCAGAUGAAGCCGAUAUUAAUAUUAUAAAUAAAAAUAUUUUCAUCAACUCACCUUCACUAAAGGAGCUUGAUGAUAAAUAUACACAAAUGUUAUUUCUUAAUACACAUCCAAUUUGGGAGAGGAUUCGACCAGUACCUUUAAACGUCAUUCAUUUUAAUGAUCUUAAGGAACAGAAAAUUGGGCCGCUUUCAAAGGAAUUAAGUUAUUUUUUAGAUACUUCAAUGAAUGGUGUAAUAUAUAUUAGUUUCGGAACAAACAUAAAAACAACAUCACUUUCAUCAGCUAUCUUGCAAACAUUUUUCAAUGCAAUUUCAAAAUUGGACCAAAAUAUACUAUUAAAGUGGGAUAGUGAUACAUUGCUGGGAAAGCCCGAUAAUGUUUACAUUGCAAAAUGGUGGCCACAAUCAGCUAUUUUGAAACAUCCAAAUGUCAAAUUGUUUAUAUCACAGUCCGGCUUAACAUCAUGCCAGGAGGCAAUUGCAGCAGGAGUACCAAUUAUUGGUAUUCCGAUGAUUUUUGAUCAAUGGUUCAAUAUUGAAAAUAUUAUUUACUAUAAAAUUGGCAAGAAUCUUGACUUUAGUACGCUGAGUGAGGAACUACUUAUUGAUACCAUAACCACAAUCAUUAAUGAUAAAAGCUAUCGAGAUAAUGUGAUCAAACUACGAAGCAAUAUGAUGACUCGAGGGCCUAAUAAUGAACUGGAACGUGCUAUUAUGUGGACUGAAUACGUCCUAAAACAUGGAACUGCAAUACAUCUUCGUGCUCCAGCUACAAACAUAUCGUGGAUUCAAUAUUAUGAACUGGAACUUAUAUCGAUUUGUUUUGUAUUCAUAAUUGCAUUAUCAUUAACGAUGUUAUGUUUUUUAAAAAGAGUUUUGUUAAUCUGCUUGAUUGCUAUCAAAAAGAAAUAAGAGUUGAUACUUUUCAUUUAUUUAUUAGUUAAACAUAUAUACAUAUAUAUAUUUUUUACCGUUUAUUAUCGA
Leptidea sinapis is the source of this 1794-nucleotide messenger RNA. Its product is annotated as UDP-glucosyltransferase 2-like. The record is from RefSeq and is a predicted model, not a curated record. The transcript has 4 exons. The coding region runs from base 181 to 1722 and encodes 513 amino acids. NCBI's taxonomy places the organism in Eukaryota, Metazoa, Arthropoda, Insecta, Lepidoptera, Pieridae. Gene Ontology annotation, molecular function: UDP-glycosyltransferase activity.